Molecule: messenger RNA, 603 nt
Organism: Clavispora lusitaniae ATCC 42720
Lineage: Eukaryota; Fungi; Ascomycota; Pichiomycetes; Serinales; Metschnikowiaceae
Source: RefSeq, a predicted model, not a curated record
AUGCACGAUAAGAGUGGAUGGUUGUUAGACAAGAUUGACGAUAAGCCAACACCCAAUUUGGAUGCUUUCAUUGAAGUGAUGAAAGGAAUUCCUGACCGCCAAAAGGUCACUAUUACGUACCGUCACUUGUCGGACUUGCAUACCAAAAACCUUCAUGUUGCCUAUAUUGAGAGACAUUGGCAAUCUGAGUUCCGUAUUGCUACUAGAAAUGAUGAGACAGGUCUUUGGGACUUUAAAUCUUUACAAGAUAAACCUUUAGAACCCUUGCCCAUCAAGCCAUGUCAUGCUAAGUUUGUUGACAUUCCUAUUCCUCUGGAGAAGAAAAAAGGAUGUGCGUCACUCUCAAGAUCAUUUGUUCAAGUUAGAACUUUCUGUCCAAUUCCUGUGGACAGUUUUCCAUAUAGAAAGGACACAGGAUAUGGUGUUGUUAUUGAUGCUGAAAAUGGAUAUGUUUUAGUAUCCCGCAGAUUCGUACCUAACGAUGUUUGUGACAUAUACCUCAUUUUCGCCGAAUCUAUGGACAUUCCAGGAAAGGUGGUGUUUUUGCACCCAAACUUGAACUAUGCCAUUGUAACAGUACGAUGCCUCUCUCGUUUUGGCUGA